UAUUUCGCAUAGUAACGUAUCGUUGAGAGCAAGCAAUUCGUUAGAAAUAAAAAGUGAAAACAAAAAGUAAGAGAAAAGAAAAAAAUAAAAUAAAUAAAUAAAUAAAUAAAUAAAUAAAUUAAUAAAGAAAAAUUCGUGCCUUUCCUUUUGUCGGGGAUUUAACUUUUUUUUUUUUUUUGUGAAGAAAAGAAAAGAAAAAAACAGAAAUCAAAUAUCAAGAAAAAAAGGAAAGAAAAAAAAAAAGAAAAAAGAAAAUGGAAGGAAAAUUAUUCUUCGCCGUAUUUGUUGUCCUUCUAUCGAUGAAGAAUGUUAAUGCCGGGCCUCCAGAUUGGGUACCCGCAGAAUUGUUAGACAUGGUUGUCGGAGAUAAGACACGUUGCAUGGAGGAACAUGGAACAACGCAAGCUCUGAUCGAUCAAGUAAACGAUGGAAAUCUGGUAAACGAUCGAUCACUAUCCUGCUACAUGUUCUGCCUGCUAGAUGCAUUCAGUCUGGUGGACGAAGAAGGUAAUUUAGAAGCGGAAAUGUUGUUGGGAUUCUUGCCGGAAAAUUUGGUGGCACAGGGCACCGAUAUUCUCAAUGCCUGUGCCAAACAGGACGGAGCGGAUGGUUGCGAAAGGGUAUUCAAGGUUGCACAAUGCGUCCAACAAAAAGUUCCCGAGUUAUGGUUCAUGGUUUAAAAAACGAAGAACGCUAUAAAAACGGGAGAGAGGCAAGGGAGAAAUAUAAUCUUCUGAAGCUACUUAACGAUUAUUAUAAAUAUUGAUUUUUUUUUUGUGCUUCCUUUUUAUUCUCUUCUCCUUCUUCUUCUUCUUUUCCUUUUUCUUUUUUAUCCUCUUUUUGUUCCAAUUAAAAUGAAGAGAAUCCAAUGAAAAGUCAUGAAAAGUCAUGAUCCAAAUAAAAGAACUAGCUCGUUGAUAAUUUUCAAUCAA
Molecule: messenger RNA, 932 nt
Organism: Vespa velutina
Lineage: Eukaryota; Metazoa; Arthropoda; Insecta; Hymenoptera; Vespidae
Gene: Obp1
Exons: 6
Coding region: 255-680 (141 amino acids)
Biological process (GO): sensory perception of smell
Molecular function (GO): odorant binding
Source: RefSeq, a predicted model, not a curated record